Messenger RNA from Ilyonectria robusta, 870 nucleotides. RefSeq lists its product as uncharacterized. The record is from RefSeq and is a predicted model, not a curated record. NCBI's taxonomy places the organism in Eukaryota, Fungi, Ascomycota, Sordariomycetes, Hypocreales, Nectriaceae. The transcript is spliced from 3 exons. Bases 1 to 870 code for a protein of 289 amino acids. Gene Ontology annotation, molecular function: oxidoreductase activity.
AUGCCUGCUGUUACCGGAUCCCAGUCUCGCGGCCGCCUUGCUGGCAAGAAUGCCGUCAUCACCGGUGCUGCUGGUGGCAUUGGCCUCGAGACCUCCAUCCUCUUCGCCAAGGAGGGUGCCUCCGUCUUGAUGUCGGACAUCUCCCUCCCUGCCCUCGAGAAGGCCGCUGCCAAGGUCAAGCAGCUUGUUCCCGAUGCCGCCCGCGUCGAGAUCUUUAAGUGCGAUGUCUCCAAGGAGAGCGAGGUCCAGGCCAUGGUCGAGACCCUCGACUCUUGGGGCGGUCUCGACGUCAUGUUCAACAACGCCGGUAUCAUGCACGCCAAGGACGACGAUGCCGUCAACACCCCCGAGGCCAUCUGGGACUUGACCCAGAACAUCAACGUCAAGGGGGUCUGGUUCGGCUGCAAGCACGCCGUCCUCUCUCUUCGCCGCCACAACAAGACCAAGGCCUCCAUCAUCAACACCGCCUCCGUCGUCGCCCUUGUCGGUGCCGCCACUCCCCAGCUCGCCUACACAGCUUCCAAGGGUGCCGUUCUCGCCCUUACCCGUGAGCUCUCCAUGGUCCACGCUCGCGAGGGCUUCCGCUUCAACAACCUGUGCCCCGCGCCCCUGAACACUCCUCUUCUCCAGGACUGGCUCGGUGACGACCAGCCCAAGCGCCAGCGCCGUGAGAUCCACUUCCCCAUGGGCCGCUUCGGCGAGGCCAUUGAGCAGGCACACGCCGUUGUCUUCCUGGCCAGUGACGAGUCCAGCUUCGUCAACGGCCACGACUUUGCCGUCGAUGGCGGCAUGACCAAGGCCUAUGUCACUGCCGAGGGUCCUGCUGCCCCCGCUCCCCAGAACAACGCCAGCAAGGACUCUCUGGAGUAA